CCACAAUGCAUUGUUCAGCAUGGCUGCUCCCUGUUGUCGGCGUGUGUGUAAACAGUCGUAGCCAAAAGAAGAAACCAAUUGUAGUUUUAAUGAGUCAUUUAAAUCUCACGACCACCUUUGGAAUACAAUUAAUUAACGUCACGUAUCAAGGAACAAGGCAAAGAUGAAGAUUAAAUCCAAGUCUUCGUAUCACAAAUCUGAGAACACCUACAGGUUUCUCACUUUUGCUGAAAGACUUGCCAAUGUUAACAUUGACGUCAUCCAUCGCAUUGACAGGACUGGGUCUUAUGCAGAGGAAGUAGAAACAUACUUUUCUGAAGGGCUGACAAAAUGGAGAGACCUCAACUUGACCGAGCAUUUCACUACAUUUUUGAAAGAGGUUUCAAACCAGAGCCAGUCAUUCAACAUGCUGGUUUUCCAUCAGAAGUCGAUAGUGGAGAGUCUGAAAACGCACCUGGCUGUCAAGAACAGUCUGGCCUACCAGCCACUGCUGGAUCUGGUGGUGCAGCUGGCCAGAGACCUGCAGACUGACUUCUACCCCCACUUCCCCGACUUCUUCGUUCUGAUCACCUCGCUGCUGGACACCAAGGACACAGAGGUCCUGGAGUGGGCUUUCACCUGUCUCUCCUACCUCUACAAGUACCUGUGGAGGCUCAUGGUGAAGGACAUGACCAACAUCUACAGUUUAUACAGCACACUGUUGGAGCACAAGAAAGAGCACAUCCGCAAGUUUGCAGCAGAGAGCUUCUCUUUUCUGAUGAGAAAGGUUCCAGAUCUUGAUGCCCUGCUGAGUUAUGUGUUCUCAGACCUGCAGCAGCACCCCGACAAGGCGGAGGGAGCAGGUCAACUGCUGUUCGAAAUGUGCAAAGGAGUCCGAAACAUGUUUCACUCCUGCGCUGCAAAUGCUCUCCCUGUAGCUUUGCGUAAGCUCGGACCCUCGACCAACCCAGGAGCCUCUCUGCCGUGGGACACUGUUAGGGACGCUUUGGAUCACAUGGCCCAGGCUGCAGCCAAUCACAUUGACAGAGAACACUUCCUGGUUUUGUGGGAGUCCUUACAGGUCAGCGUGGUGGAGGUUCUGGGUGUUAUGGAGGUGAAAGGAAAAGAGGCAGCCGAGCAGCUGGAGAGGCUGCUGUUCAUUCUCCACACCCUGGUGUCCCACAAGGACGGAGUAAAGAUCACCAAGCCGGAGGCUGUCUGCCAGACGGUGUUGCGGCUGAUUCAGAGCUCGUCUCUGUCGGCUUCUUGUUCCCGUCUGCUCCUCCAGAUCGCCUCCUCUCUGCUCCUCGGGGAGAACGUCACCCUGCCCAAAGCACUCAUCCAGGAGACGGUCCAAAAGGUGUUUGGCAGCACAAUGGGGCAAGAUGUGAUACUGGAGUUCACCAAGGAGAUGUUCACCAUGAAACAGUUUGAACAGCUCUUCCUCCCCAGCCUGUUGCGCUUCACCGCUGGGUUGUUCGGCUGCAGCGAUCCCCUGUCUCGCCACUGUGGCCUGGAUACACUGGUCAGUCUGAUCCUCGCCAAAGCCCCGCCCCCCACAGACGGCUCCAUGGCCUUUGAAACCUAUCCCCUGCUCUUCACCGGCCAGACCACAGGCAGAGUGUUCAGCAGUAAGGAGGCAGGUGAGGCCAGCAGUGCAACAUCAGAGCAGCCUGCGGUGCCAGAGCUGGUGCUUUCGCUGAUCCAAUUUCCUGAGGAGCAGGACCAAUCCAUCUCGGACCUGUCGCUGCCUUGGGCCGCCCUGGUGCUUUUGCCACACCUCAGGCCCAUUGCUCCAGCUAGCGUUGUUCCCGCUGUGACUGCUUACUUAAACCACCUCCUGUGUGAGAUUGAGACAGAGAAACUGGGAAAAGCUGGUCUGUUUGUAGCCAGACAGGCCCUGAGCUGCCUCCUCACUCUGGACGGCUCUGCCCAGCUUCUCUCACUGGUCACUGUGGACAAGAUCAACUCAAUACUACGGAGGUUUCCCACUGACCUGUCGGCCCUGCUGCUAGGAGACCUGUACUACACCCGCCUGUCACUCAGCGGCGUUUCAGAGCACCUAUCCCACAGUGCACUGCUGGAGCUCCACCAGAUACUGCACGCCAACCUCUCCUCCAACAUCUCCAAGAUCCGCCUGCUGACUCUAAGGAUUCUCUCUCAGUUUGAGGCAGAGCUCCCUCCACAGACUGAGGGUGAGGAGAAUGUGGAGGUGCAGCCGGUGUUUGCAGUUUGCCUGCAGGCGGAGCUGGUGCCGGCUUCGGUGCAGGACUACAGAGACAAGCUGCUUCACCUCCGGAAGCUGAGACACGACCUGGUGCAGCGCAGUCUGCCUCAGGGGCCGCCCGGCACCUUCCAGCAGGUGCCCCUGCGUUACCUCAUCGCAAUGCUGUUUGUCAACUUCAGGCCACUGUGGGACGCAGUCAUUGAACUUCUCGUGAGCCAUGCCAGAGGGAUGGACAACAAGGACUUCUGGAGGGUCUACCAUGAACAACUGGAGAAGGUGGCGGGGCUGGCUGAAAAAGAAUUGCAGGAGAGCGCCGAGGAUGAUGAAGAGGAAGAGUGUGGUCUUCAGGGCGAGCCGGGCUGCGACGUCAUUGAAAGCGGAGACAUGGGGGUGCUGUUCCUAGAGCAGCUGAAGUUGACAUCCAACCCCAACGAGAGGACGGACUUCCCUAACUUCCGCAGCCUGCUGUGGCGCUGCAUGACGGAGUUUCCUGACAGAGUGGAGCCACGUAGCCGGGAGCUGAGCCCGCUGCUGCUCAGGUUCAUCAGGAAUGAGUUUUACCCCGCCGACCUGCUGGUGGCACCCACUCAGGACUUGAGGAAGGUGAGUGACGCUGCCCUAGAGGAGUCUGGGAUGGCUGUGGAGGAAGAGGAGGAAGAGGAGCAGGAGGUGCAGGAGGGAGGCAGACAACAGAGGAAGGCUCUUCCAAGGAGAGCUGCUGCAAAACAGCUGAUUGUCCAUCUAAAGGUGUUCGCCAAAUUCACCAACCCUCGCUCCCUCUACAUGGAGAGCAGCCUCAGCGAGCUCUAUAACCAGUUGCUCUGCCAUCAGGACCAGCAGAUCCAGCGAGUGGCACUGGAAUGUGUUCUCACAUACAAAGACUCCAACAUAGUGCCAUACAAGGAGAAUCUCGAGAGGCUACUGGACGACAAACACUUCAAAGAGGAGAUUGUUCAUUUCAACAUUACUGAGGAAACGGGAGUGGUUAAUGCUUCACACAGAGCCAAACUCAUCCCACUGCUCAUGAGGAUCCUGUUUGGCCGUCUGCGCAGUAAAGCAGGGAGUAAGUUUCAGGGGAAGGCGAGCGCCGCCACCCGGUCCUCCAUUAUCCUGCGUUUCCUGGCAGGUUGCCAAGCUGAGGAGCUGGGAAUAUUCAUCAACCUGCUGCUGGAGCCCGUCUGCCAUCACAGCCAAGGUUCGUGCGUGGCGGCAGUGGAGAAAGCCGUAGCGGAGACGGACGUGGCUGCCGUCCUGCCGCUGGGCCGUCAGCACAGCCUGCUGAACAUCAUCAAUGUGCUGAUCCAGAAACUGGGCCACCUCAUCCACAUCUACCUGCCCAAGGUGCUGCAGAUCCUGCUGUGUGUCACCGCCUCUGUGUCCACCCUCCUGGACAACAACAGGGACCAGCUGCGAGCGGGUUGCAUCAGUCCCCUGAAGAACCUGAGGCGACUCGGUAUCCUGAGGAUCCAGGACUUUUUUGACGGCUUCGACUCCUACAGCUUCAGUGAAGACGAGCUGGAUGCGGUCUUCCAGGCUGUGAUCUGGCCUCAGGUGUGUCGCCUCCCCACAGAGAGCCCUUACUCCCCCACUCCUCUACUGAAACUCAUCCAUGUGUGGUGCAAAAAUGCCAGGUACUUCCCCCUCUUGGCCAAACAGAGGCCAAACCAGCCGGAGUGCGAUGUUCUCCUUAACGUCUUCAGCCUCCUCUCAGCCAAAAAUGCUUCCCCGGUGACCAUCGCCAUGGUAAUGGACAUAGCUGAGUCCCUAGCGACCGCUGAAGACUUUGUUGCCUCAGAGGCCGAGACAGAGCUGAGCGUCAACGGCUGUGUGUUCCCGGAGCCUAAAGAGGGUGCUCUCGUCACUGCAGACUCAUUAAGCAAGGGCUCCAGAGUGCUGCUGCCUCACGUAUCCACGCUGCUGCAGUACCUCAGCGGAGUCGUACGCAACACCGACCGACUCAGGAAGAAGAAGUUCAGGGCACACGUGGCCAAGGAGCUCAACAUCCUCUCCAAGGUCAGUCGAUUUGUGAGUGACAAGGAGCAGAGCUCGGUGCUCAUCAGCCUGUUGCUGCCCUACCUCCAGAAAUGCCACAAUCCUGAAGAGACAGAAAUCGACGUCCUGGCCACAGUGCAGAACCUGCUGCGACAGUGUGUGCAGCCCUCGGCCUUCCUGCGGCCGCUCAGCAAACUCUUCUCCAUCAUCCACAACAAGCUGCCCAGGCAGGCCCUCACUAAUGUCUUCCAGACUCUGUCAGAUCUGGAGCCUUCACUCACGUACAUCACUGAUUUAGCAACAAAGUUAAACGCGUUCGACAGUCGACACUUGGAUGAGAUCUACUUUGACGUGCGUCUGGCGGCGUUCCAAGACGCCACCAGGCGAGUCAAAGACAUGACGACUCUGGACCUGGACUACAUCAGCACCAUCAUGCACAACUGCUUCCACACCUUCGAGAUUGGUGACAUGUCGCUGGGAGACAACGCCACCUUGUGUCUGUCGGCAGUGAUCACCCAGCUGGCGGCGGUCGGGGCUGGAGAGCAGCUCUACAAGGACAUCGUCCAACACACCAUCCUGGACGCUGUACACAAGGGGCUUCGCAGCAAGACAGAGAGCGUGCAGCAUGAAUACACGUCGGUGCUGGCCUGUCUGGUGAAGACCUUUCCUACCAGGAAGGAGUUCAGAGACCUGGUGCAGCUCACCAACUACAGUGACCUCGAGUCUGACUUCUUUGAGCACAUGAAGCACAUCCAGAUCCACCGUCGGGGCCGUGCCCUCAGGAAGUUAGCCAAGCAGCUGACCGAGGGCCAGGUGGUGAUGACACCGCGUUCCCUCCAGAAUUACAUCAUGCCGUACGCCAUGACCGCCCUGCUAGAUGAGAAGAUGCUCAAGCAUGAGAGCAUGAUCUCGGCGUCGGUGGAGGUGGUGGGCGCCGUGUGUCGGAGGCUGACGUGGUCCAAGUACCUGUACUACCUCAAACACUUUGUCCACAUCCUGCAGACAGGGCAGGCUGAGCAGAAACUGGCUGCCAGUUUGCUGGUCACAGUGCUGGAGGCUUUCCAUUUUGACCACGAGACCCUCAACAGAGAAAUGGAGGCUGCCAAGGCCAGAGAGGCCGGCAGUGUUGCAGUGGAAGCAGAUGAUGAUGAUGAGGAGCAAGCUGCAGCCGACGAAUCGGACGCAAGCGACGAUGAGGAGGCGAUGCAGGUGGGCGGUGAGACCGCUCCAUCGGAUGUCCCCAUGGAAACGGACCCCACCAGUGGAGGAAAAGAGGUCCUCUCUAAGGAAGCAGCCACCUCUGAAGCCAAGGGGCCAGCAGCUCCUUCGAAGCCCAGCGCAGUGGCCAGCGGGCUGCCGCAGAGCAAGGAGGAGCUGGAGUCUCUGAUCAGCGGCAUCCACACCACUGUUAGUAACAGCGUGCUGCCUCGCCUGCACAAGUGUCUCACUGCAAAGAUAAAGCGGGACGAUGAGCACAAAGCAGUGAAGUCAAAGGAUGUGAAGGAUGAGGAGGUGGCGAGGAUACCGAUAGCCUUCGCCAUGAUCAAGCUGAUGCAGUCUCUGCCUAUACACAUCAUGGAGGCCAACCUGCCUGGGAUCCUGAUCAAGGUGUGUGUGGUGCUGAGGAACCGCUUCCAGGAGAUCCGAGACGUGGGCGUAGGGAAACGUGGGGAAAAAACCCCCCCUUUUGGGGCCCCUGCCCCCGCCUGCCCCCCCCCCAAAGAGAUGCAGGGGCUCCUGGCCAAGGGCUACCAGGUCCAUGUGCUAACAUUCACAGUAUACCAGCUGCUGUCCGUCCUCAGUCCGACCCUGAAGAGUGGAGACCUGGACCCAUGCAUGAACAUGCUCAUCGAUAUCUUCAACAACGAGCUGUUCGGGCCCGUGGCCGAGGAGAAGGAGGUGAAGGGGAUCGUCUCCAAGCUGAUGGAGGCGCGACACAGCAAGAGCAUGGACUCCUACGAGCUGCUGGCCCAGUUUUGCAGCAAGGAGAGCGUCACCAAGUUCAUUUUGCCACUCAAGGAGAUUCUGGAGAAUUCCUGCAGUCUGAAGGUGUGUAACCGGGUGAGCGCCGUGCUGCGGCGGCUGGUCCUGGGUCUGCUCGUCAACGAGGGCAUGACUGCUCAUGAUAUCUUGCUGCUGUGCCACAGCCUGGUCAGCCAGAGUCUGCCGCUGCUCACCAAGAGAGACCGAGAGAGAGCCUCAGCUAAGCCUCCCCCAGACCCCCGACUGCCUCCUCCCAGCUGUCUGCUCCUGCCUCCGACUCCAAAGAGAGGGGGUCAGAAAGCUCCAGUCAGCAGCCGGACCAACAUGCAUAUCCUGGUGGACGCUGGCCUCAAGCUGCUCCACCUGAGUCUGAAGAAAUCUAAAGUGUCGUCGUCCGAGGCCUCGGCGCUGGAGAUGCUGGAUCCUUUCGUACUGCUGCUGCUCGACUGCCUCAACUCCAUGCAUGUCAAGGUGAUCACAGAGGCUCUGGUGGCGUUCACUUGGCUGUUAAAGUUCCCUCUGCCAGCAGUGGAGCAGAACGCCGACCAGCUGACUAAGCACCUCUUUGUCCUGCUGAAGGAUUACUCCAAGGCCGGAGCCGCCCGCGGGGAGAACUACAACCUGGUCCAGAACUGCUUCAAGGCCAUCACCAUACUGGUGAAGAAUGUCAAAAGCAACCAGAUCUCCGAGACACAGCUGCAGGUGCUGCUGGGAUACGCCGAGGAGGACAUCUAUGACCAGUCUCGCCAGGCCACCGCCUUCGGCCUGCUGAAGGCGAUUCUGUCCAGGAAGCUCAUUGUUCCAGAGAUGGAGCAGGUGAUGAAAAAAGUGGCCAAGCUUUCUGUCACCGGCAGCAACGCUAUGAUCAGAAUCCACUGUCGACAGAUCUAUCUGAAAUACCUGCUGGACUACCCACUGGGGAAGAAGCUGAGAGAGCACCUGGACUUUGUGGUGGCCCAGCUGCCCUAUGAGCACGACACAGGCAGGGAGUCUGUGCUGGAGAUGCUGGCCUACAUCUUCCAGACUUUCCCUCAGAAACUGCUGCUGCAGCACAGCGGCCUGUUCUUCGCCCCGCUGGCCCUGGUCGUGGUCAACGAUGACUCGGCGCGCUGCAAGAAGAUGGCCGCCAUGGCCAUCAAGACGCUGCUGACCCAGCUGGACUUGAAUAACCAGAACACCCUGUUCUCCCUCGUCAACACUUGGCUAAAUGCAGAGAAGGCCAGCCUGCGGCGUCUCGGGGCUCAGGUUUGCGGUCUGUUCGUGGAGGUGGAGGAGGAGAGGUUUGCCCGUCGCAUGGACGACCUGCUGCCUCUGCUGGAGAAAGAGAUAAACCCCGACAACUACGAAGAUAUCGAGGAGGAGCAGGAUGAGAGGGGAGCAGACAGGCUGCUGUUCAGUUUUCUGACUCUCAUCACCAAACUGAGCCAACACUGCGGCCUGCUGGAGCUCAGCAAGCCUCACGACACACUCAGUCGUAUCUGGGGUCACAUCGAAGCCCACCUGCGGUACCCCCACUGCUGGGUGUGGCUGACCGCCUCGCAGCUUUUUGGUCAGCUGUUUGCAGCCCAUCAGGCGGAGCAGCUGGUUGCUCUCUGGAGAGGAGAGGAAGUGGAUGCUUCCCCUCUGUCACCAGCCACAGCCUUCAUCACCAGCAGACUGGACAAGAGGAUGAGAGAGUUGGCGUUAUCUUUCUGUCAUCAGCUACAGUCCAAGUUCCUAGACACAGCGUCAGGAGAGCAGGUGAUCAAGAACCUGCUGUUCGUCGGCAAGGUGAUAUACCUAGUUUCCCCCGAGUCUGACAUCACGCCUCCUCAGGAAGAAGUGGAGGAGGUGGAAGAAGAAGAUGACAAGGAUGAUCGGCCUCCCUCCCUUCUGUGGUUGAUGAAGAAGCUGUCGCUGAUGGCCAAGAGAGAGGCAGCAUACACUCCCAAAGUUCCUCUGAAGAGAACAUGUGUGUUUAAGUUCCUGGGCGCGAUAGCCAUGGACCUGGGGAAGGAGCGACUGGGCCCCUAUCUGGCCACCAUCAUCACUCCUCUAUACAGGGAGCUGGACAGUACCUAUGCUGACCAAGAUCCCACCCUGAAGAACCUGGCACAGGAGCUGAUAGAGCUGCUGAAGAGACACGUGGGGCUGGAGAGAUUCUCUCUGGCCUUCUCUGCUGUCCAGAAGGAGUUUUCACAGAGGCGAGCGACACGCAAACGGCACAGAGCCAUGCAGGCGGUGGCUAACCCAGAGAUCGCAGCCAAGAAGAAACUCAAGAAGCACAAGAACAAAAUCGAAGCAAAGAAGAGGAAGAUAGAGUUCCUUCGGCCCGGAUACAAAGCCAAGAAGCACCGGAGCCACGCGCUCAAAGACCUGGCCAUGGUGCAGUGAGUCCUGGGAUUUAGCAGGCAGGCAUUAGCUAGACAUCUUGUGGGCUAACUAGCUGCAGGUUCCAGUCUUACUUUAUGCUGUUGCACAAUGACUCUACUUGUGAAAACCCCAACUAACCCUGCAGAAUGAUAAUCUAAUCCAUUUCUUCUGUUAUGUAUCCAACAGCCUCUAAAAAGGAAUUAGAAAUCAAGUAACAGCUGUUACACAGCAGGAUUUCUCUGUAUAGCUUCGCUAAUGAGUUCAUUCAGUUCAGUUCCUAUGAACUAUUUUUUAUUUUCCUGCUGUGAAUGAAGUGUCGAAUUCUCCUCAGAUUUAUAUCCUGUGAAAUUAAAUGUACAACUUUUUGUAAGUAAAGAAACAAAGACAUUUUUACCAA
This is a messenger RNA of Perca fluviatilis (European perch), 8930 nucleotides long. RefSeq names its product UTP20 small subunit processome component (gene utp20). Lineage: Eukaryota; Metazoa; Chordata; Actinopteri; Perciformes; Percidae. The coding region runs from base 164 to 8554 and encodes 2796 amino acids. The transcript has 61 exons. The record is from RefSeq and is a predicted model, not a curated record. Gene Ontology annotation, cellular component: nucleolus; 90S preribosome; small-subunit processome.